GCCUCCCACUGAGACCGACACACACGACAUAAGUUCAGCGCAGGGCGAGACCAGAUCUCUACACUGAGGAAUAUUCUUCAACUCAUCUUUUCGGAGUAAAUUGAAGAUCUGAGCAGCGCAGUGGAAGAUGUCGUGCCUCAAGUGUCUGAAGUACAUCAUGUGUGUGGUGAACUUCAUCUUUUUUAUCUGCGGAGCUGCGAUCUUCGGAAUGGGGAUCUAUUUAAUGACGUUCUCUAGGCUUUCUUUACUGCCCAGCCUUCAGGCUAUGAGCAUCGCCAACACACUCUUCAUCACUGGCAUCAUCAUCACCUGCGUCUCCUUCCUCGGCUUUCUUGGAGCCCUGAAGGAAAAUCGCUGCCUGCUAAUAUCUUUCUUCAUCCUGCUCUUCAUUCUGAUGCUGGCUGAGUUGGCUGCUGCCUGUUUGAUGCUCAUGUAUGAGUCAAAGAUUGAGAGCUUUAUUACAACUGACCUUGAAGCAGGGUUAAAACAAUCCAUAGAAAACAGAAAACAACACAACACAACUGAUGACUGGGACAAGGUCCAAGAGACUUUUAAAUGCUGUGGAAUCCAAAAUGCUACAGACUGGAAAGGUUCUGUGCCACAAUCAUGCAACAUCUCUGGAACAUCCUACUGGCAUAAGGGCUGUUUCAAAUCGCUGAAGGACUCGUUUGAAGCAAAUCUCUUGAGCACGGGGAUUGGCGUCAUUAUUGUCUGCAUUAUUGAGGUCUUGGGUAUGUGCUUCUCCAUGACCCUGUUCUGCCACAUAAAUCGAUCUGGGUUAGGAUACAAAUAAUAUCCACUUCUGUAGGAUUUCUUCUAUAUCUGGUGUUCUUAUUAACAAGUGUCCUCCAAAUGGCUUUAAACAACAGGCUGGUUCUUGUUAUGUUUGCAAUUUCUGCUCCACUAAGAAACGAUUUGCUAUAAUUAUUGUACAUGUAUCAUUACUUCAGAUAUUUCUUACUUUUAUUUAAUCAACUUCAUCACACAAGGGAGUUGCAAGACUUUUAUGUUAGAGAAACUAUAACAACUGAGCUGAUCUUAAAAUAUACAUCUUAGCAGUAUUAUUUUAACUCUGGCCAUCUCUUGUCUAAAUGGAAACUUCCUGGGGGGUUUUAACACUGAAUUCACCCAGCUGUAUUUAAAAGGCAGGUCACUUAAAAGGUUGUUUUUGUUAUCUUUAAAGCGAUUAACUCAAUAUUUACACUCUAUUAAACAGCUCUUUUUUUGUCAUAUAAGAAACCGUUGAGUUUGACCUAGUAUGUUAACAUGUUACAAAGGCUAUAAUUGUUAUUGUGGGCUGAACAAUGCAUUUGCUUCUGAUCGCUUCCUCUUCUGACGUGCUGUAGCAAUGACUAAAUUCUUGUCAUUCUGAUUUCCCAGAAUAUGUACAGAGUGGAAACCACAGGCUGUCUUUCACUGAGCGCGCAAACCAGCUGUGUUGCCUAUAAACAGUAUAAUACGGUUCUUCUUUUCUUUACUCUUCAGAUGAAUGUAAAUUAAAUAAAAAUCUAACGACAAUGUUUUCUUUCCUUUUUUAAACCAUUAAUGCUAGUGCUAAGCUUGUGGGUGACAGAGGAAGUCCCACCAGGUCAUCACUUCCUCAUGCUGGCCACAUAACUGCACAUAUAAUAAACGGGUUUCACUGAUGA
Messenger RNA from Danio aesculapii, 1649 nucleotides. RefSeq names its product leukocyte surface antigen CD53. The transcript is spliced from 8 exons. NCBI's taxonomy places the organism in Eukaryota, Metazoa, Chordata, Actinopteri, Cypriniformes, Danionidae. Gene Ontology annotation, cellular component: membrane. The coding region runs from base 128 to 793 and encodes 221 amino acids. The record is from RefSeq and is a predicted model, not a curated record.